Aspergillus affinis is the source of this 3726-nucleotide messenger RNA. RefSeq lists its product as uncharacterized. The record is from RefSeq and is a predicted model, not a curated record. Lineage: Eukaryota; Fungi; Ascomycota; Eurotiomycetes; Eurotiales; Aspergillaceae. The transcript is spliced from 7 exons. Gene Ontology annotation, molecular function: monooxygenase activity; heme binding; oxidoreductase activity, acting on paired donors, with incorporation or reduction of molecular oxygen. The coding region runs from base 1 to 3726 and encodes 1241 amino acids.
AUGUCUCUCAUAUCUGAGCCCUCUGGCUAUUUGCCAACAAUCCUUUUGAUACUCUGUCUCAUCUUUCCAUUCUUGGGUGCCUAUCUUUCUGCUCGACUUUACUAUUAUCGCUUCGAACAGCAUGCGUCCUGGCCACAGCCACAGCCUUCCCUCCUCUGGGGCCACUUGAAAGUAAUGCAUCAGGCAAUUCAAGAGUGUCCUCCAGGUGCACAUAGUGACACCGCACUCACAAAGAUCUGGGAGAAAUUGGGAAAGCCAUCCGCAUUCAUCUUGGAUCUUCGGCCGGCUGAGCGCGUUUUGUGCGUUGUAGCCAAUCAUGAAGUUGCCGAACACUGCGUUCAACCGUCAAAGCAAUUUCCGUACGGGGUUGGCAAAUCGCCGACCAUGCAGCGCUUUACAGAGAUCCUUGGUAAAGGUGCAAUCAUUACGCGCGAAGAGGUGGAGUGGAAGAUGCUUCGUAAAAGAUUCAAUCCUGGAUUUGCAUUUCCCCAUCUGAUAGACUUGCUGCCGGUUAUUCUGGACAGAGUCUGGAUAUUUAUGGACCGUCUCGACCGCCACGCUCAGGCGGGCGACGAGUUUAGAUUCGGGGACCUGUGCAAUUCUGUCACAUACGAAAUCAUAUGUGCGGUGACUUUAGGAAUCGAUCGGAACAAUAAGUCAGAUAUGGCAACACUCAGGUGGAUAGGACAUAUUUACUGGAAGCUCCUGUCAAGUUACAAUCAGGAAGAUGACUCCAUUUUUUGGACCAGUCCACGGGUCAAACGGCAUCGGCAAGCCCUUUCUGCAGAACUGAAUCAUGUGAUCAUAACAUAUAUAAGAGAUAAAUUCUUCGACUCCCAUGGCAAACCUCUGACUAGUGAGACGGACAGAAUUUCAAAAACCAUCGUCGGGCUCAGUCUGCGAGGAACUGAGAAAUUAACGCGUGAAAUCCUAGAGUCGACAUGUGAUCAAGUCAAAGUUUUUCUCUUCGCUGGACAGGACACUACGAGCACCCUACUACAAUGGGCGACAUAUGAACUGAGCCGUACCCCACAUGCCCUCCAAGCUCUGAACACAGAACUCGACAAGAUCUUCGGCUCCGACGCGGGUCCUGAUAUAAUCCGCCAGAAGCUCAUAUCGCAAGGUGCCAGUGUCAUUGGACAAAUGUCCUAUCUUUCUGCGAUCAUCAAAGAGACGCUCCGGCUGCAUCCACCAGGGGCAACAGCACGGAUGGCUGCUCCCGGUUCCGCGGAAUUUGUUCGACUAGCCGAUGGUAAAGAAAGGUGCAUUGACGGCAUCAUCAUGUAUAACUGUCUUUCUCUGAUUCAGCGCGAUCCUCUGGUCUAUGGUGAAUCCAAUAAUGAUUUCUCACCAGAACGCUGGUUGAACAAGGGAGAAACGGGCUCCUUUCCACCCACUGCUUGGCGUCCGUUUGAGCGUGGCCCAAGGAACUGCAUUGGUCAAGAGUUGGCCAAAAUUGAAGCGCGAGUCAUCUUAGCCUGCAUCGCGCGGCGGUAUGAUUUCUCCAAAGUAGGUCUUGGGGAGACUAAUUAUGCGGGAAAUGGUGAGCCGGUUCUGGACAGCAAUGGGCAGUAUACGGUGCUUUCUAAGCUUUAUGAUACCAGAGAGAUAACUCUCAAACCGGUAGACGGAAUGAGGAUGCGAGUCAAAUUCACUCCAAAAAUUGGGCGUGCUAAAGUUUGCACUAUCGCCACCAUGACGUCCACGUCCGCUCAGAAUCACCCUCCGUCAACGUCGGCCUCCGAAUUCCCACAAAGUCAAACGGCCCCAACUACCGGCAUUGAUCCCAAUUCAAACCUCCCGACAAGUGGAUAUGCGCCGAAUGAGAACCAACUGGCUGGGCUGGUUGAAGCGGCCACCGCAGCAGCCGGCCAGGACGUGUCAGAGUGGGCGGCCGCAGCUGCAGUGGCCGCGGCGGCUGGUGCAACAGGGCAUCAGCACCAUUUGGAUGGGUAUGGGCCUGAAAUUCAUAUCGACGACGAGGGGUUUGGAGACACGAGUUUCGGAACUGGUAUGGGAAGUGGAAGGCAUUUGCGAGUGCCGGGGUCAGGUGCCUCCAAUGACCAGGGCCAGUCUUCUGGACUGUCCAGAACUGUGUCGAAGAAGAGGAAAAGAGGCGAUGAGACCUUAGACCCGGCAUUAGCAGCAUCUGGGGCUGGCAUUGGCACAUCUGGUGGCCAUGGUCAGCAGUCGCAUCACCAUCAUCCGCAUAGUUACGGCGGAGAUAGUCUGGAUAUUCGAGCUGCGCCGCCACAAUCGCUGUCAGAUGCUCGCGCCGUCGGUCUUCAUUCCGCUGCGGCUCUUUUCCGCCAACCAUCGAGCAACAAAAAAUAUACCCGCCCACCGAUGUCCAAACUUUUCACCUCCUUAGAGCUCUCGCCUGAGAACUUCCUUCACCUACAAGCCGCAGCUAAGGGAUAUAUGCUUGAUGACGCACAUCCAGAGCGACGGGAAUGCGUCGGUCAGCGUGGAAGGGGUGACACGGAGAUGGUCAAACUGAGACUAUGGAACUGUGUGCGCCAUUUUCUAGAGUCCGAGGGCCAUGGCGAGCGAUUUUUUGGUGAAAAUGCCGUUAACGAGGACAUGGGUCCGAGAACUUACAUAUGGCCUCGCGAUCAACAGAAGAUUAUCUCUUUGGUCAUCCCUUUGCUGAGGCGAAUGGUCACCAAUGAACGUCAACGCCAAUAUGCUGUCGAGACGCGAAAAGGUGGAACAGAAGAGCGCAGGCGACGGAAGACAGAGGAUAGCAUUCAGAAUUUUAAUAGCGCCAGCCCUCCCCGAUUCCCGGUGGAAGAGCAACUGCAGAUGCAUACGCAAUCUCAUCUGCCCGAAGGUUACACGUCCACACAGACCCAAUUGUCAGCAACACAACCGGUGGGAUCACAGCAAGUAGACUUGGGAUUAACAGAUCUAUUCCUCGAUGGAUACACGACAGACUGGCAUGAGAUCUCCAAAGCAUACGAUUUGUACAAUCAAAAUUAUGAACUCGACAAUCUGUGGUACCUUUCCGGCCUUCAGCAGCCAGAUUGGCGCGGACUAGUCGCGGCUGUUGAUAGCCACUAUCAAGUCAUCCACAACGGUGAUUGUGACUGUCCGACCUCAUGUGAGGAUGAGAAUGUCAUUCGUAUACUGGAUGCGAACACUACGUCUGACUUGCGAUGGCGAAUUGGCGGCAGUCAGAAUCAGCCUGCCAGAAAUGAAUUUGCAAGCAGCAUCACUCGUGAUGUUUCACGCGUUAUUCGUGACAGCUUAGGUGGCAAGCAACCGGAACAUCCGUCUAGUAACAAUCAAGCACCAGUCCCUCAACCUCAACCCUUACCGCCACCCAACUUCCCACCCAUGGCUGGAGUCGUAAACAACGAACACCUUGGAACGGCCGGUCCCCAGGCUCCUCUUUCUAUUCGGGUCAAUAUCCUACAAGAAGGAAAGCGUGCCCUUCCUCGGCUUGACUUGGCCGCGGGACAAAUUCCAGACCUCGAGACUCUCAAGCAACUCAUUACCCGUCGCUUCCCUGGACAAUUACCAGGUAUUCCUUCGGAAGCCGCCUUGGACCCCACUGCAGGUAAUUACAACUCCUCUGUCCAGUGGAAGUUCAAGGUCUUGCUUCCUGAUGGACUCACGCCCGUGCAAAACGAUGGUGAAUGGACGAUUGCCCUCUUAUCCGCUGGCAACGUUGACUGGAUGGACGGGGAUUUGAAGGUUCUUGUUGAACUUGAAAGCUCCUGA